AUGGCGGGAAACAAUAUACCAGAAGACAUUAUAGUUGAAAUCCUCUCUAAGCUACCUGUCAAAUCCCUGCUCCGAUUCCGAUGUGUUUCAAAACGCUGGUGUUCAAUAGUGUCUGAUCCUCAGUUCGCCAAGCUCCAGUUUAAAGUAGCUUGUGAGCAGAAAACUCUGAAUCACAGACUCCUCUUUACCCGCAACGACUCUGAAUUUGAAUCCUUAGACUUGGAGACGCCGUGGAAUGGAGACAAGCCUUCAAUUAGAAAGCUUACCGCUGCAUUAGAGUUUGCGGAAUGGAGCAGACUUCAUGCAGAGGUACUAGGCUCUUGCAAUGGUUUGGUAUCUGUGGCAACUCCUAACAUUUGGGACCCAUCAACUGGUGUUAUUCAAUGUUACAUUUGGAACCCAUCGACUGGAUUCUCGCAUACACUACCCGUCCAGGUUUAA
Messenger RNA from Fragaria vesca subsp. vesca, 441 nucleotides. RefSeq names its product F-box/kelch-repeat protein At3g06240-like. The record is from RefSeq and is a predicted model, not a curated record. The transcript has a single exon. Lineage: Eukaryota; Viridiplantae; Streptophyta; Magnoliopsida; Rosales; Rosaceae. The coding region runs from base 1 to 441 and encodes 146 amino acids.